AAAAUACUUUUUGUUUAUCCAAAUAAAUUAGGGUGUGUUAAUCUCUACCAUUCAUCCCGGCCCUCUGAUUCACCAGCUCAUGAAUAUUAAAUAGAUCAAGCAGCCAUAAGACCGGCCCCCUGCACCAGCGCGGCCACACUCAGCAUCCACCGGAGCAACGUCUCACGCCUCUUUCAUCAGACUUUCCUAGUCUGCGACUGGAGUCGGUUUGAUUCAGACUGGUGGACCUUUUCUUUCUUUUAAAAAGAAAAAAUGGCUUUGAGGGGACCUCUGUUCCGUCUUCUCAGAACUCAACUCGCCCACACUUGCCAGCAAAGCAGAGCUCAGUCCGUGGCUGUGCUGGGAGCUCCGUUUUCAAGAGGACAGAAAAGGAGAGGUGUGGAGCACGGUCCUAAAGUCAUCAGAGAUGCGGGGCUCAUCGACAGACUUUCCUGUUUAGACUACUCUGUCCAUGACUUUGGUGACCUCAACUUCCACCACCUUGAGAAGGAUGAACCCUACAUGGGCGUGAAGUUCCCUCGCACAGUGGGUGCAGCAAAUAAGAUGCUGUCUGGUGCAGUGAGCAGAGCCAUAGGUGCUGGGCACACCCUCAUCAUGCUUGGAGGUGAUCACAGCCUUGCUGUUGGAUCAGUGAGUGGCCAUGCCCAGCAGUGUCCUGACCUGUGUCUCAUCUGGGUUGAUGCUCAUGCAGAUGUGAACACGCCCAUGACUUCUCCAUCAGGAAACCUCCACGGCCAGCCUGUGGCAUUCAUGCUCAAAGAGCUGCAAGACAAGAUGCCAGAUAUCCCAGGGUUCUCCUGGACAAAGCCAUUCCUCUCCUCGAGGGACCUGGUCUACAUCGGCUUGAGGGACGUCGACCCCGGAGAGCACCACAUCCUGAAGAAUCUGGGCAUCCAGUACUUCACCAUGAGAGAUAUCGACAGACUUGGCAUCCAGAGGGUUAUGGAAGUCACCCUUGACCAUCUUUUGGCAAGAAAACAGCGACCGAUCCAUUUGAGCUUUGACAUCGACGCAUUCGACCCGUCUCUGGCCCCAGCCACAGGGACACCAGUGAAUGGAGGUUUGACCUACAGGGAGGGAAUCUACAUCACAGAGGAAAUCCAUAACACAGGCCUGCUGUCAGCCAUGGACCUGGUAGAAGUAAACCCAGUGAUGGGGGCCAACCCUGAAGCUGUGGAGGCCACCGCCUCUUUAGCGGUUGACGUCAUCGCGUCAUCUCUCGGACAGACGAGAGAGGGGGCUCACGUGUCCAUCGAUGAGAUUCCAUCAGUCAAGGACGACACAGAGCAGCUCCGCCUCUGAGAGCGUAAAACACAACCAUGAACUUUAUCAAACAUCAUCCCUGAGCAUUCCGCAAUUUUUAAUACAAAACUGCAAAGACUGAAUCUAACAGUAGCUCAAGUUUUGACGUUUUUGUUCCCAUUUCUUUGCUGUUUAGUGUAAUGUUAAUCCAUGAGAAAAUAUGUCUGGGUUUAUAAAACCUGUGAGGGGGCUUUACAGAACAAAAAGUUCUCAUAGAUAAUGCUGAGACAGAAGCCCUGGACAUAAUUUAGAAACCACUACACGAAUUGAUGGGAAUACUAUUCAUUUUCAUAGCAAUACUUACUUAUUUUGCUCAUGUAUGUACAGUAAUAAGUUAAGCGUUAGAAGACACAGCUGCCACAUGAAUUAUUAUGUGGUUGGUUAACAAGAGAAUAAACCUGCCUCAGAGGUAUGAUAAAUCGAACCCGACUUUGAAGUCCAUGGUCUCACAUGGACUCUCAAAACUGUUUUGUGGCUGUGCCAGUUAGUAAAAAGUAGUAAUAAUGUGUUUGCACUUUUGGACCAGAUGUGGUUACUGUAUUUUCUUUAGAGUUUACUUUUGUAUUUACACAAUGAACCUAUCAGUACAUUGAUUAAAAUGACUGCGUGUAUAAAUAUUUACUGAAGACAUCAGUAUUGAUUGGCUUGAAAACUGUAAUAUCCAGUUUUGCUCUCAAAUGCUGGGAAAAAAACAAUUAUUAGCAUAAUUAAGCUUGAAUUGAUGUAAUGCCUGGUCUAUAUCACUUGAUGUGGCUACUGACUGACUUGUCCUUGUAACAGAGUUUAUAUUUUGGUCUUCCAUAAAUGUGAUUACAUUUUC
Messenger RNA from Lates calcarifer (barramundi perch), 2122 nucleotides. It is a transcript of the gene arg2, whose product is annotated as arginase 2. NCBI's taxonomy places the organism in Eukaryota, Metazoa, Chordata, Actinopteri, Centropomidae. The coding region runs from base 253 to 1302 and encodes 349 amino acids. Gene Ontology annotation, cellular component: mitochondrion; cytoplasm. The record is from RefSeq and is a predicted model, not a curated record. The transcript has 8 exons. Gene Ontology annotation, molecular function: arginase activity; manganese ion binding.